Parascedosporium putredinis is the source of this 330-nucleotide messenger RNA. The record is from the annotation of a GenBank genome assembly. Lineage: Eukaryota; Fungi; Ascomycota; Sordariomycetes; Microascales; Microascaceae.
AUGGCCUGGCUCCGCGUGGCGUUUUACGUGGGCCUCGGCGCCACCGGCUUCCUCCCCAUCCUCCAGCUCUGGUUCACCCACGGGCCCGACUUCGUCUACGAGUUCUACUCGCCCAUUGCCGAGUCCAUCCUCGUCUACCUCGUGGGCGCCCUCGUCUACGCCAGCAAGGUCCCCGAGCGGUGGUGCCCCGGCAUGUUUGACUACGUUGGCGGCAGCCACAACCUGUGGCAUUUGGCUGUGCUUGGCGGCAUCCUUUUCCACUACACGGCCAUGCAGCAGUUUUUCAGCAACGCUUUCCAGAGAGCGCAGAGCGGAUGCCCCGUGUACUAG